AUGACGAAUGGUAAGAGUGAUGAAAAGCAAGUGCACAAUUCAACAACGAAGGAUGAACAACAACAUGGUAAGCCUAUAGUAGAAGAUUGCGAUGGAAAGGGAUCCUACAAUUCCAAGUUUAAUUUGAACAUAGAUAUAAGUAACAUCCAUGGAGAAAAUAAUACUGCGAAUAUUUCAGACAGACGAGAAUCACAUUAUGGAUGUAGCUGUGCAUGUAGUCCUCAAAGAGACAUCCAUGGGAGAAACGAUAGCAAAGAAGGUGGUGAAUGUGAUCAUGAUACAGCUGAUAUUUUGAAUGAUGAAGAAGAAAGACAUUUUUGUAAUGUUUGUUUUUCUUUUUUGUAUUAUAAAAAAUAUUGCUUUUAUGAACUCCUAAGAAUAUACAGAAACUUCUCAUCACUUACUGAGGCAGAAAAGAGCCUCCUUACUGAAUCCAUUUAUUGCAAGUUAUAUAAAAUGUACAUUUCUGUUUUAAAUAAUUACUUUUUCAUUUUCAACAUUUUAUUACCUCAAAUAUCUACACACAUAAUUCUGCACCUGUUGGCUCACACAGCUCAUCAGGAGGAUGUUGCCACAUUGGACGAUUCAUCCGGUGAAGUGAGCGAGUCUAGUGAAGUGAGCGAUCCUAGUGAAAUGAGUGCAAAUGAAGUAAAUGACAAAAUCGGUGGAGUGUGUGAAGGACGAGGAUAUGAUCAGAAUUGCAGAUCCACCCAGAGAGCUAGCGCUACAGGGGUGAAAGAAAGAAACCAAGAGAUGAAGCAGAAGAAACGAAAAAUAAGAAAAAUUCCUAGAGAAGAAUACACCAUCAAUGAAAUAAUAAAGAACUUAACAGAGGAGGAAAAGAAAAAUAUAGACAAAGAAUAUAAUUAUCAUAACUUAGAUGCAAGAGUAUUAUGUAAAGACAAUCCAUUAAUUAUACUGAAAGAAAUAAGAUCCAAGUUGAUGAACACGAAAGAAGAUGAUUACAUUUCGAAGGAACUACAAUUGAAACUAGAGCAGUCAGAGCCAAAUGAUGAUUUCCAAAAUAUUGAUUAUUUGAACUGGGACCAAAACAGCUAUAAGAACGAAAUAGAUAAAAACCAAUUGAGCCAUUCAUGCUUGUCUUCUCUUACAGAUGGGGAUGAGAAGACAAGUGAUAGUGAAAGAACUGGAGAACCGAUGUGUGAUAAAGAACACAUUAGUGUGCAAGCGCAAAAUGUUGAACAUGUGAAACACGAUGAACAAACAAAAGAGGAAAAAAAAAAAAAAAAAAAAAAAGUUGCAGAUCACUACAACAGACAGUGCUAUAAUAUGUCAGCUGAAUCAGAUGCUACUAUAAACACCCCUAAUGAAAAAGGAUUGUUGGAAGAGGACUGUGCCUGGUAUGAUACUCCUAGUGGUGGAAGAGGCUCCAGAGUUUAUGAAGAACAUAAAUGUGAAUGCACAUGUAAGCAGGGAGAAACAUGUGUGUGUUAUGAUAAGGAUGGAAUCUGUAAAUGUUCAAUUCAUAGAGAAGAUUACAUAGAAGACUAUCGCAAGGAAAUGAGCGAAUAUGCAUUCCCCAAUUUGGAUGGCAUAAAGGGAGAAGCAAGACUGGGAGAAUGGAGAUCAAGCAAGAUGAAAAGCGAUGAAAAUGGAAAAAUAGAUGCAACUAACCAAGUCAACACAAAUCAGCUGAAUGCAAGCUCACGCAGAGGAGAACACAUCCCACCAGGAAAUAGAAUUACCAAUGCAUAUAGCCCCAGCCUAGACGAAUACAACUUAUUACAGAAUAUGAGCAAAGUGAGAAGUACCCUGAGGCAAUUCGUUCGAGAUUGGUCACUAGAAGGAAAGCAUGAAAGAGAUGGUGCAUAUGAACCCAUAUUGAAAAGUUUAGAAAAGUAUCUACCCAUAACAGAUACAUAUGUACCAAAAAUAUUAUGUCCAGGAUCAGGAUUGGGUAGACUUCCAUACGAGGUUGCGAAAAAAGGAUACAGAAGUCAAGGAAAUGAAUUUUCUUAUUUUAUGCUUCUGGCAUCUAACUUCAUUUUGAACUAUUAUAAUGAAAAGGAUUCAUUAAAAAUUCAGCCAUAUUGCCUUAACACAUUAAAUAAAAAAGGAAGAGAUGAUCAUUUAAAAAUUAUCACUUUACCAGAUAUCAAUACAUAUAACAAAGCUAUUUUGAACACUGAAUUUUCUAUGUGUGCAGGUGAAUUAAUCGAAGUUUAUUAUAACGAAAAAGAAUCUUUUGAUGGGGUUCUGACAUGCUUUUUUAUGGAUACUGCUAAAAAUAUUUUUACAUAUAUUCGCACCUUUGCGAAUAUAUUGAAACCCAAUUCGUUAUGGUGUAAUAUCGGUCCUCUUCUCUACCACUAUUCAGAAAUGACUAAUGAAAUGUCCAUCGAAUUAUCUUGGGACGAAAUUAAAUUAAUCAUUUCAAAAUGGUUUACCUUUGUAGAAAUUGAAUGGAUUGACAACUACUACACGACCAAUAUGGAUUCAAUGAUGCAAGUGCAAUAUCAUUGCGUUUUUUUCAGUGCACUAAGAAAUGAUGUGCCCGUGGAUGAUGGUGCUUGA
Plasmodium gonderi is the source of this 2535-nucleotide messenger RNA. RefSeq lists its product as hypothetical. The record is from RefSeq and is a predicted model, not a curated record. Gene Ontology annotation, molecular function: S-adenosylmethionine-dependent methyltransferase activity. NCBI's taxonomy places the organism in Eukaryota, Apicomplexa, Aconoidasida, Haemosporida, Plasmodiidae. The transcript has a single exon. The coding region runs from base 1 to 2535 and encodes 844 amino acids.